UGUUUUGAUUUUAUAUUUAUAAAUUUAAUAGAGUAUUUUGUUUUACAGGCUCAUGAUAUCAAAACAGAACCUGAGUCAUAUAUAAAAUUUGAAGGAAAUUAUGAAUCUGAUAAAAUAAAUGAGAAUGAAAUUUCAAAUUCUGCUUCAGAUUCACUAUAUCCAAGUAUAAAUAAUGAUAUUAAAGAAAAUAAUACAAAUGAUACAGAAUACUUUCAUGAGAAAUCUAAACUUCUCUUCCCUCCAAAAGAAACCAAUGCAACAUCUCUUCUUUAUAAAGGAAAUGAUACUUCCAUGCCUAACAUAAAUCAUUUCAAACGGCAGUCUAUUGAAUAUAAAACUGAAGUCAACAAAGGUAUGUGAAUUAUAUUAUUUUAAAAAUUAAAACAAAUGGUUUUUUAAGUAUCAAUGGAAUAUUA
This is a messenger RNA of Centruroides sculpturatus (bark scorpion), 416 nucleotides long. RefSeq lists its product as uncharacterized. Lineage: Eukaryota; Metazoa; Arthropoda; Arachnida; Scorpiones; Buthidae. The transcript has 2 exons. The record is from RefSeq and is a predicted model, not a curated record. The annotation marks the transcript as partial.